AUGGCGAACGGCUCAGAUACAAAGCCCGUGCCGAAGGGGCCUCGUGGUGCUCGUGCGGACGACACUCGAACGCCCCCACAUCCCGACCGACGGGGUUCGGACCGCGACCAAUAUUUUUCCAAAGACCGCAGUUAUGGCGGCCGUACGGACCGUGACUACUCAGACUAUGAUCGUGCUUACCCCCCGCCACGGGACUAUGACCGGUACGGCGGUGGAAAGUACGGCAAGUAUGACAAGUACGACAAGUACGAUCGGUAUGACCGCCUCGACUCACAUGACUAUCCUCCUCGUCGCGACCGCGACUACGACAGAUCAAGAGACGCGCGGGACACAGAUUCCAGAGACUACGGACGUCUUCCACCUCGGGAUACUCGCCCACCACCUCGGGGAGGCCGUGAGUACCGCUACGCGAGAGACGAGCGUGGCUGGGAUAGAGACCGACGAGACCUAGACCGAGAUCGAGAUCGGGACCCGCGUGACCGCGAAAGAGAUGCACGUGAUCGAGACAGAGAUCGGGAUUUUCGUGACAGAGAUCAUGACCCACGUGAUCGAGACCCCAAGGGCUACCGACCACAUUCCUUGGAUCCUUUGCCCUCUCGAGACCGUGAUAUGCCUCCCAGAGAGCGAGAGAGAGAGCUAGUGCGAGAAAGAGAUCUGUUCUCCAGAGACCGGGAUCUGAUUACCGGUGUUAGAGAGCUUGCCCGUUCUCCACCUCCUCCACUACGUGAUGGACGAAACCGAGACCGCUCAAACGACAGACACGAUAGAUCUUUUGACAAGCACACCAGAGACCGAGGCACGAGGGACAGAGACACCAAGGAGAAGGGAUCUGUAAUCUCGACACCUCAGACUGCUCCAACUCCAAGAUUAACCCCCACCAACGGAAAACCGGAUCUGCCUACCUCUCAACCGCCAGCUCCUCCUUCUCCACCACGGCUCAAAACCUUCCCCAAAGAAGUGUGGGAGACAGUGGGCAGGAAAAACAACACAAGACUAACUUACGAUCCCGAGCUUUCCAAGGAUAAACAAAAAGGCAAGAGAGGCAUUUAUGAGGAGGUCAAAAAAGGAGCAUCCACAACUGAGGAUCCUCGAAGCAAACAUCCGCAUUAUUUCAAGACUUCCAGCAAGUCCAACAAAAAGCCGUAUCAGAGAUUACCGGUGCCCAGAUUUCUGUACGACGCAAAUUCUAUCGCACCACCUCCAUCAACUCAGAUCAUUGUCAAGGGUCUUUCUUCACUAACUACCUCUAAAACUAUCACUGCCCAUUUCAAGACAUAUGGUGAGCUUGAAGCCGUCAACAUGGUAGAGGACCCUGCUACAGGUUCUUCAGUGGGAGCAUGUCUGGUUCGAUUCAAGGUGACGAAAAACAAUUACGAGGCCGCCCAUGAGUGCCUCAAAAAGGCCAUCCGAGGCCAAAAAACAGGACGAAUUGACCAGGCCAAGUACAGAGUGGAGCCAGAUGAGGAUGGAGCCAAGGCCAAGGAUAUCAUCAAAAGAGUGGCAGCUCGAGCAGCUAAGAAAGCCAUGCCUGUCAAGCAGCCUCCUACUGCACCUGCUGCAGACAAGUCCAUCAUGGAGAAACUGCCCACACCUGUUCCUUCAGCUCGGCCAUCUCCAAAGGCAGCGCAGUUGAUGAAAACCAGCGCAUACAUCUUCAUUGCUGGUAAGUACCUACCGUCAGAAAAAGUGUUUGCAUCUGAUAUUCGUCGGAUUCUGCGUGACUUCGGCUGGUUUGAUGUUCUCAAGGAAGGAGAUGGUUUCUACGUUUUCUUCGACAACAACAGGGAUACUGUAGAAUGUUACGAGGCCAUGAAUGGCAGAAAGGUGAAUGGCCACCAGAUGGCUAUGGCUAUGAUUCGACUUUCUCGAGUUGCUCCCAAGACCAAAGAGAGCGAGGAAAACGCCACCGAGCAGGCCCCCAAGCUCCCUCCUAAGGAAGAGGCCCGGAAACUCAUCGUACAGGAGUUGGCCAAUAGUCUCCGUAAGGAUAUUCGGGAGCGGGUAAUUGCUGCAGCCAUUGUGGAGUUUCUGAAUCCAGCUCGAUUUACUCAUAUCAAGCAGGAUCCUGAGCCAUCUGCCGCUACUGAACCCAACACUGUUAACGCCAGUGCCGCUCGAGUAGAUACUCCCGAGCCUGUGCAAUCGUCUUCUGCGAUCCCAGGUUUCCUUCCUCGGUUCAAAAUCAAGCGAAAGGGUGAUCCGACCAAGAAGAAGGAUGCCACCAAGAAGAACCGAAAGAAGAUAUCUGCUCGUCCCAUGAACCACGUUCUCAACGACUACUACUCGGAUGAGGAAGACAGCACUCGAAUGUCGACUCCCAUUGUCCCUGAUACCUCCGCUGACGCUGCCGAACUUCCUAUUAGAAAACCCCGCAAGAAGAUCAGUCAGUCCAAGCAGCGAAUUAUGGACUUCAGCAGUUCUGAAGGCUCGAAUGAGUCCGAGGAAGAGGAGGAAGUGGAGGAUGAUAUGGAAGAAGAAGAGGACGAAACUGCGCAGGAGGAACUCCAAGAAGCAUCGACUCUCGAUACUUCCCAACAACUUACAACUGCAUUCGGCGAGAUUCUCGACUGGGCUCCUGCUCACGGUUUCCCUCAACCUGUAACAGCCGACAAAAAGGGUGGUGCUCUGACUACCAUAUCAGGUUUCCAGGCGCUGGUUAAGGACGACGAAGAUAUGGAGUUGCUCCAGGAGGCCCUGGAGGGUAUUGAGCCUGAAAAGAUCAACGGAGAAGCAUGGACGUGGACCCAUAAACAUCUCAACGAGGCUGUAGCCAAGGAAAACGCAGAGUUCCCCGAACUGGCUGCUCCCAACGCGUUUGUUAACUCCACUGGCUCAUGGAAGUCUCAGGGAUACUUCAAGAUCCCUGAGGCUGCCAAAUCCGAAUACCUGCCUCACCGAAAGAAGCUCAACAUCCCCAUCGACACGCUUCAAAUGGAAAACCGAGAGAAAAAGAAGGAGAACGCCUCCAACUCGCGAGUUAACCGUGCCAACAACCGGAGGCUGGUGGCAGACAUCAACAUGCAGAAACAGCUGCUGUCCACCGAAACCGAUGUGCUCAACUUCAAUCAGCUGCGAAAGCGAAAGAAGCCUGUCAAGUUCGCUCGUUCAGCUAUCCACAACUGGGGUCUCUAUGCUAUUGAGCCCAUUGCAGCCAACGAGAUGAUCAUCGAGUACGUCGGAGAAGUUGUGCGACAGGAGAUUGCCGACUUGCGAGAAGCUCGGUACAUGAGGUCAGGUAUCGGAUCUUCAUAUCUGUUCAGAGUUGAUGAAAGCACUGUCGUGGACGCCACAAAGCGAGGAGGUAUUGCUCGGUUCAUCAACCAUUGCUGUACCCCCAGCUGCACGGCCAAAAUCAUCAAGGUGGAGGGUCAAAAACGUAUCGUCAUCUAUGCCUCGCGGGACAUUGCUGCCAACGAGGAGCUCACAUAUGACUACAAGUUCGAAAAGGAGAUUGGAGAAGAGAGGAUUCCCUGUCUGUGUGGCGCACCUGGCUGCAAGGGAUACCUCAAUUGA
Molecule: messenger RNA, 3513 nt
Organism: Yarrowia lipolytica CLIB122
Lineage: Eukaryota; Fungi; Ascomycota; Dipodascomycetes; Dipodascales
Cellular component (GO): Set1C/COMPASS complex
Molecular function (GO): RNA binding; histone H3K4 methyltransferase activity; protein binding
Source: RefSeq, a predicted model, not a curated record